Molecule: messenger RNA, 914 nt
Organism: Exophiala oligosperma
Lineage: Eukaryota; Fungi; Ascomycota; Eurotiomycetes; Chaetothyriales; Herpotrichiellaceae
Exons: 2
Coding region: 139-783 (214 amino acids)
Source: RefSeq, a predicted model, not a curated record
UGUAGAACAAACCGAUCACCGAUAUCCUUACCUACAUAUGAAAAUCUACAAUGGUAUAAAUAUUCCCCCUGGUUCUCCCUGGUCUCUGUACCGCCGAAGUGAGAAAAGUCAAUUGUGAAGAGGAGUCCCCUGCCCAACAUGGCUGCACCACCGCAAAUCACAUGUACCAACCUCUCAGGCAAGUUUGUCAUGAAUAAGACUCUGUCUGACGACUUCGACUCAGUCCUGGCCUUGCAAGGCGUGAGCUGGCUCACCCGCAAAGCCAUUAGCUUCGCUACCGUCGUUUUAACCAUCAAGGAAUACAGCGAAGAUUCCUUCUACCACAUUGACAUCACUUCUGUGGCCUCGGGACUUUCAACAACGCAAGAGAAUCGUACACUCGACUGGAGUGAGAGAGACCAUACCGAUAGAAUCUUUGGCUCUGUGCGAGGAAAAUCUCGAAUGUUCAACACAGGCGAAUAUCAGAUGGAAGGGCCAGGGUCGCCGGAAGACGCUACCUUUCUCCAGGCCGAGAAGCUCAAGGAUGGGAAGACUGAUUCCAAGUUCCUUGACGACGAGCACGUACAGAGUUGGGUGAAGAGCGUUGACGGAGGGAAUUGGAUUGCGGAACAAAAUUGGGGCUUCGAAGAGAUCAACGGCGAACGAAGAUACACUCGACGUGUAGUUGUGUGGAAGAAUGGGAAACAGCAGCGAGCCCGGCUGGUGUACGACUACAAAGGACAAGCAGACGAUGGCAACGUUGGCAGAGAGGAUGAGGAUGAUCUAGCUUAUGGGGAGGAAUGAUCGAUGGUCAGUACCGCGUUCCAGAGCUGGACUACCAUGAACCCUCCGUCUAUUCGUACAGAGCCUCGGUAACAAAUUCAUUAUUCGUAAUUGUGAAGCCUCGUCGCCCAUGAGCACAUGUCAGAUCUUUC